This is a messenger RNA of Rubroshorea leprosula, 1809 nucleotides long. The record is from the annotation of a GenBank genome assembly. Lineage: Eukaryota; Viridiplantae; Streptophyta; Magnoliopsida; Malvales; Dipterocarpaceae.
GGAACUGUUGGAACCAACCUCCUUCACCCAAGAAAGUAGCUUAGCUCCUCCAAUCCACCUUACUUGAUAAGGUCAAAAUCUACGACACCAAUUCGGAAAUCCUCGAAGCCUUCUGCAACACCGCCAUUGAUCCUAGGCUAGUUUUCACAUGGUAGCCGUAGAAAACCAGCAUGUUGCAAACUUCAGCGCCGACGUUUCAGCCGUCGACGAAUGGCUUGCCACCCGUGGCGUCGCCUUCAUUCCCGCCACCUCCGCUGUAGUUAUCUGUGUCAAAAACGAGUACUUGACAACGAAUUCCGGUCGACGCACUGGUCACCACGCAGCACAGCAUGGCGGUUCUCGCCUUGGGUUUUUGGCCGAUACCGGAGCGCCGUUCAUGAUUAAUGCUUACCCAUAUUUCGCCUACAAGGAAAACCCCAGUGCCGUCGAUUUAGAAUAUGCUCUGCUCGGAAAUGCCACCCGCGUCCAUGACCCAAAAGGGUACAUCUACAACAACAUGCUGGAUGCUCAAAUUGAUGCAAUUAGAUUGGCAAUAAACACUCUGGGGUUUGGUAAUCAGACGAUCGAGAUCACAGUUUCCGAGUCUGGGUGGCCGUCAAAAGGGGCUCCUGGUGACUCCACCGCCAUGCCGGACAAUGCAAAGAAAUAUAACACUUGGUUGCAAGUAGCUGAGUUUUCUGAGGUGGUGGCUGCUCAGCUUACUCUUAAGACAGUAGCAUCAACUCCCAUUAGGAGGGAAACAGUUGCCAAAUUGAAGGUUGCAAUCAAUGGAUUUGGACGCAUUGGCAGGAACUUCCUUCGGUGCUGGCAUGGUCGGAAAGACUCACCCCUUGACGUAGUUGUUGUUAAUGACAGCGAUGGUGUCAAGAAUGCUUCACACUUGUUGAAAUACGAUUCAAUGCUUGGAACUUUCAAAGCAGAAGUCAAAAUUGUGGAUGAUACAACUGUUAGUGUUGAUGGCAAGCCAAUUAAGGGAACAGGAGUUUUUGUGGAUGGCUCUGGAGCUGGGAAGCACAUUCAAGCUGGUGCUAAGAAAGUUAUCAUGACUGCUCCAGCAAAAGGUGCAGACAUUCUAACUUAUGUUGUUGGAAUCAACAAAGGUGAUUACUCUCACGAGGUCUCAAACAUCAUAAGUAAUGCCUCUUGCACCACAAAUUGUUUGGCUCCUUUUGUAAAAGUCAUGGAUGAAGAAUUGGGAAUUGUAAACGGAACAAUGACAACCACCCAUUCAUACACUGGAGACCAAAGACUUUUGGACGCUUCACACCGUGACUUGAGGAGAGCUAGGGCUGCAGCAUUAAACAUAGUCCCAACAAGUACUGGUGCAGCCAAGGCCGUCUCUCUUGUGCUACCCCAGCUCAAGGGCAAGCUCAAUGGUAUUGCACUCUGUGUACCAACACCAAGUGUUUCAGUUGUUGACCUUGUUGUGAAUGUUGAGAAGAAGGGGAUUACAGCUGAGGAUGUCAAUGCUGCCUUUAGAAAGGCAGCUGGGGGGCCAUUGAAGGGCAUAUUGGCCGUCUGUGAUGCUCCUCUCGUCCAAAGGGUCGUUGAUUUGGCACAUCUUGUAGCAAGAAAGUGGCCCGGCAUGCCUACUGCAGGAAGUGGUGAUCCCUUGGAGGACUUCUGCAAGACAAACCCUACUGAUGAAGAAUGCAAAGUUUAUGAAGCUUAGGUCAUUCCAGUUUUCUUGUAAGGAUGAAUGCUAUAAUGACCAACUUUUUGCUGAUGCUUGUUUUGUAGUGACAGUUGAUUCAUCAUGAACAAAAUAAGCUUUUGAAAUAGCCAAUGCAAUUAAUGAGAUUGCUUCUA